GAGUUGUACGGUAGUGUUUGCCGAAUGAUUGUGUGGCCGUCGUUUUCCAUAUUGAGGGAGAGAUAUCAAGUGCUAUUUUAAAAAACUAAAUCAAAUACUAAUAAGCAGAUAGCAAUAAAAAUUUUAAUUAAUGGAAGUGAGGUGAAAAUAAUUACACUUUAUUAGAUAAGUUGUAGAAAAUUUGGUAACGACUGAAAAAAAAGUAAUUUAGUCAAAGUCACCAAUUUCAACUAGUCGCACUGACUAAAUAUAAGUGAAGAGGAGGAAGAAGAAGCAGAGCUACGCGCAGUCAAAUGAAGCUGUUCAUGUGCCGUUGAGUGCGCUUUGUGUGUGUGUGUGUGUGUGUGUGUACAUGCAUAUACAUAUGUGAAUGUGUGUGCGUAAGCCCACAUUUGCUUGCUGCAGAGUGGAAUAUCUAUGUUUUUUGAGCGCCGUGGCUGUCGCUGCAGCAGCAACAUUAGCAGUCGUUGAAGUCUGUUUGCUAGUGGCACCGUCGCAUUAGCAACGCUGUUUACGUAUGAAACUCACAGUGUGCGUUAUAUGGACACACGCACGUACCCCGCUACCACCAGGGUGCUUGCGCUGAUAAUAAUUUUUCGUUUCGGAGUGUUUCAAAUACGGCUGUCACGUUUUUCGGCGGCAGGCAGCAGCUAGCAGCUACUUGCUACCUUUGGCAUUUUAGUUUUCGAACCGUGUAGCCUGUGUGUGUGUGUGUGCGUGCAUUUGUUUGCUGUGCCGCACGUAAUGAGAAGCAAAGUAAGGUGAUAAAAGUGUGCUCAAAACAUAAGAGAAUAAAAGAAGUACAUAGUUGGAAAAGUAGUGUGCGCGCAGUGCAUUGUUCGGAUGAAUUUUAAUGAAUAAGAAUAUAAAGUGGAAAAGGUGGUUGAUAUGCGCGUCUACUUGGUAUGCAAUUUAGUUAAAAGUGCAUACAUAUUGAAUUAGUUGUGCUCUUUAAAAUAUAACAACAAAGCUGAAGAAUAAUAAAUUGCAAUAAAAUCUGUGCAAAGUGCAUUUUAAAAGAGUUGGCGUUACAUUUCUGCAAAGUGUUAAAUGCACCAAAUAAAAGUGCAGUUAAUAAAAUAAACAAAAAAAAACAAUUUAAGUAUCCAAAUAAAAGUGCAAACCCGCAUUAAUUAGCAAUCAGUGAACAAAUAUUUUCAUAUGAAUUUGAAUUUUGGCGCCCACAUUUGGAUUAUAAACAAACUUUAAUGGAUUACCAUAUGCGUGCUGCGUCCGGAUUCACUUACUAUUUUCCCACCUCAUCAUCAGCAGCUGGCAUCAGCAGUAUGAUGCUUGCCAAUCAGUGGUGGUAGUCGUCCUUCGUUGUAGCAGCAACCAAAAGCAAGUCGGCGCACAUUAAGUGCUUAAAAGUGAAUUUUUUCGCUUGUUGGUGAAUUCACGCUCGUUUGUGUGUGUGUGUGUGUGUGUGAUAUCGAGCAACAAUGCCACCAGUGCCUGGAGCGACGUCGGUGGUGGGCACCACACCAGCACCCACACGGUCACCAGCCGCAUCAACGACAACGACAACAACAGCAACAGCAGGAGGAAAUAAAACCUCGCCACCUUACCGCGGCGCAACGGUGUCCUCGCAACAACAAGGUUCACCUUCGCGCGCACUGCAUGGAAGUGGCACGGCCACCAGUAUGGCCAGCAAGAAUAAGCAUCACUAUAACAACAACAACAACAACAACAACAAUAGCAUCAAGAUCAACAAUUGUAAUAACAACAGCAACAACAAUGCCAAUGGCAAAUUUGAGCAAAGUCACAAUAACAACAAUAACAGCAACCAUAAGUUGACAAUGCAGCACAGCAAUGGGGGUGGCAUGAGCUUCGAGGGAAUGGGAAGUGCGCGACAAAUGAAGCAGCAGCAGCAGGAACAGCAACAACAAAACCAACAACCAACGAACAAAAAUACCAACAGUGUCAUGAAGGCCAAAACCAAUGAUAUGCAAAAACAAACAACAACAAACGCAACAACAAAGUUGUCCUUCACCCAAACAACCACUCCGGCUACCGUUAAUGGCGCACUUCCAAAUAGCGUGAACAAGGCGCAAUUCUGCUCGCCCCCUAGUAGCAGUGUUGUUGGCACGUCGUCACAAUUGUCGUCUGCGCGAACUAAUUGCAACACUAAAUCACCGACGACUAAGCCGACAACGGCAACAUCGUCGACAUCCUCGACUGCUACAAGUUCGUCGCCGCCACCACCACCUUCCUCGCCAGCUGUGGAUCCGUUGGCCUUGCCGACCAUUACUUGUAAUGGUGUCACUUCAACACCAGCAGCUAAAGCAGCAGACGCAACAAUUGCAAAAGCAACAACAAAUAUGUCGACUAUAAAUCAAGAUAGUGUGGAAAUAAAGGAGGAAUGCGAUCCACAAGUGAUCGUCAAGGUGGAGGAAACAUCUCCAACAACAACAAAAGCAACGUCAUCGACGCUUAAUCAAACAUCGGCACCUCCCACAAUGACAACGUCCUCAACAAAUCGCAAGGAUACAGCUACGACGCUGGCGGAAGCCAACAACAAAAAUGCUGCUGCUGCUGCUGCUGACGCACUCGUUCCCACCGACGAUGCGUCUGUGGAUAAUCUGAUUGUCGAUAAGCCGCGUAAAGUACUAUUGAGCGUCAUGAAUCCGCAUAUAAUUUGUCACUUGUGCAAUGGUUACCUUAUCGAUGCCACAACCAUUGUUGAGUGCCUGCAUUCAUUUUGUCAUAGUUGCCUGAUCAAACAUUUACGGACGGAGCAGUACUGCCCACGCUGUGAAAUGAUGAUAAACACGGCCAAGCCAAAUAUCAAACCUGAUACCACUUUGCAGGCCAUUGUUUACAAACUUGUACCCGGCCUCUAUGAGCGGGAACUUAUGCGCAAGCGCGCUUUCUACAAAGAUCGUCCGGAAGAGGCUGCCAUGGCGACACCUGAACAACGUGGUGAUGAUACGGAGCAUCUCAUCUUUAGCCCUUCUGACUAUAUGUCAUUGUCGCUGGAGUUUGCGGAUACAGACGAACUAGUUCGACGAAAAAGUGGCUAUGGUGAAUUGCUGAAGCCACGUUACCUGCAGUGUCCCGCUAUGUGCACUGUUGGUCAUUUGAAGAAAUUCGUACAUGGGAAAUUCGAUAUUGAUGCGCAGCGUUUCAACAUUGACAUCAUGUACAAGGUGAAGACCAUCGUUCUGCUCGAUCACUACACGCUCAUGGAUGUAGCGUAUAUUUACACAUGGAAACGUGAUGCGCCAAUGCGUUUCUACUUUCGUGUGAAACGUUGUCUACGACCAAUUGUUAAAGCACGUAGACCAGCGGCCAUAGUGCCAGUAACUGCGCCAGAAGUGGUUGAAAUAAAGGAUGAGGUUGUGGACGUACCGGCAACGAUGGCAAAUGCGCCGCCGAAAAUCGUAGUUGUUGAAGUUCCACAAGCGAUCACCACCACCAGCACCACGCCUGUACCGGAUGCUAUGAUAAUAAUUCCGAAACCCGUUGUUGUGGCAGCUCUAAAUGCUACGGAUCCACUUCUCGUAACGCCAGAUGAUAUAAAAGAAGAAAAAGAAAUAGAAGCGGUUUUAGAAAAGAAGAUAAAGUCGAGUGUUGAACCAGCAACGAAAUCAGUGAAGCCGCCAAAGACCACCUCCAAAAUGCCUGCAGUCAGCUCGACCACAGAGACUAAGCGGUCUUCAGCGGAGCGUAAAGCGGAGAAAGCGGAAAAAGCUCUGAAUGCGCAUCACUCACACAGCUCACCGAAAACUUCCAAAGAGAAACGGGAAGCUAAAGAAGCUAAGGAAGCGCUAAAACAAGCUGCAGAACCGCCACGUGAUGAACGGAAGGUUGAAAAUAUUAAGCUUAAAAUUGACCUGUCAAAGCAUAACAGCGUUACCAUUAUAAAUAUGUCUGAUCCAAAUCGUCGUGAGAUUACCAAGUCUGUACGCCCUGAAAAGGAGUGGAAGCUGAAAAGUAAAAAGGAUAAGGAUUCGGCAAGUCCUAAGCACUCAUCGAGCGGUGAGCGCAAAAGCAAAACUCCCAGUCCACUUACUGUACCACCACUGACAAUAAAAGCCGAACAAAUCAGUCCGCAAACCAAAAUAAGUCCUUUGGCAAAAAACAAUAACCAUACAAGGGAAAAGACGCCCACACCUGCGUCACCCACCUGCAAUGAGGACGAACAAAAAUCUCAAUUUCUCAAGUCAUUUGCACUGACACCGAUUAAAUCCGUCAAGAGCGAAUCACCCGAAAAGUCUCCGAAGUCGCCGAAAACCAGCCCCAAUUCGGGUUAUACACACAAAGUUGUGGUAAAGUCGCCCACAAGCUCAGCACGCGAUCCGCUUAAGACAACAAUAAGUACUGUGUACAAAGGCACCGGCAUCCCAUCAAAACGUAAGAUUAAGGAACCAGUUAAGAAUGUAGUAAAGAAGCCUAAAUUAUCACCACCACUCCCGGCAGAUGACUUUAAAAUAAAGUUGCCUCCAAACCCGAUUGGCAACACAACAAAACCCGCUGGCUCACCUGCCGCAAAAUCUGGUACCGCAGCGAAUGAUAAGCCGCUUAUGCCGCCACCAAAAACAACCAGCUCGUUGACUGCCGCAACGCAUGUUGGCACCACAAUCACAACAACAUCCACAAGCGCCAAACCAGUCACCAGCAGCAGCCAAGCGAUUAUGCGCCCGCCGAUUGGUAUGCCGCCAAAAAAGCCCUCCGGCAAGUUGAGUGCCGCAGCGCAUAAAAACAAUUCCUUACCCCCCACGCAGCCAUUUACACGCAUCGAAAUGUCUGCUCCUGGCAACCGCACACCGAUUGCAAAGCGCUACCAACCCAUACUGCCGAAGUCAACACGUCCCAACCCGUUUGCUAACAUACCAAGUGACGUCAAUAAGCUACUGAAGGAUGCUGGUACUGAAAUCAAGUCAAUCGCUAGCAAUGCCAAGUCAUCAGGGAAGGUGUACGGGCCGAAGACAGCCACCAGUGGCACAACAAUAACGCCAGAAAAUAGUCUGAUGGGGCCACCGCCCACACCAGUUGUUAAGCAGCAGCCUCAAAAUAUCAACCAAACGCGGCUGGGGGCAGCGGGUAAUGCCAACAAGUCGGGCGGGAAGAAUGGAAAAUCCAGCAAUUCGAAUAAUUACUUAAACCUCGCGCUGUUCAACGCUUCCAAAACGAAAGGUAAUGAGGUGCCACCCGGUUGCCGCACACCCAUGUACACGCCCAAUUCGCCAAUUUAUUCGCCCAGCUCGCCGCAGUAUAUGCCGAAUUACAACAUUCCCACAGUGCCUACUUACAAGUAUACGCCACGUCCCUCCAGUGGUUCAGGCAGUUUCUUGCAAAAUUUAUUAGGUGGCGGCAAUAAUCAAAUGGCCGGACUUUUUCCAGCGCCCCCAACUAAGAAAGAGUUGCCGAAUUCGAGUUCAACAAGUGGAAACAGCUCGCCGUCCUAUGGCGGCAACCAGAAGACAGCGGAUAGCAGCCAAAUGCAAGCCCCAAAGCGGGUUUAUCCCUUCGCACGCAGCCCCAGUCCGGAGGAUCCGCCAGAGAAACAACUGAAAGUGAAGUCCUUGCUAACUUCGUGCAACAUAAACAUUCCCUCCUCGCUAUCGAUUACCAUUACCCGCGAAGAUAGCGAAUCACAGGCAAAUAACGCCUCAUAUCCGAAGCACAAGAGCCCGGUUAACAACUACAUUGAGAUACUGAAAUUGCCCGAUCAGCCAACCGAGGUUGUGGAGCAACAAAAUAAACGGGCUUCACCGCCCGCGCAAAAACUGCCCCCAACAACGCAGUCGUCGUCGCUCAAGCUGCUUAUGCCGCCGUCGGGGAACGCUCCCACAUCGGGUUCGCCUGCAAAGCGCGACUGUGCAGAGAGUAAAUCUGCCGCUUAUGGCGCUACGAAUUUAACACAAAUGACACAGAAACCUCAAAGUAACAUGGCCGCACAGAAGACAACAUACGGCAGUGUAAUGAGUGGUGCAAACAAAACGCAAACUAUCUCCCAAAAUUCAACUUCGGCAACAAAAUCGCCGCAACCGAACGCGACUGCUUUUCACCAGAACCCAAAGCACACAAACGACGGUGGCCCGCAAAAGUCCACUAUGAAAGUGCUUGAUCCCUUGAAAUCGCCACAAGCGGAUCAUCAAAAGCCCAGUGGAGAGAAGAGGUCGCCUAUGCAAAGUCCCGAGAAGAACAUCAACACUUCCCCCAAUGGUAAGACUACACACAAGUCACCCAGCAGUUCGGGCGGUAUCGAUGCUAGCAAGAAAUUCCGCCCCAUUUUGCCGCGUCAAAAUCCCACGUCUGCAAUUUCUGAAGUCGUGCCACCAAAAGUAACCACAGCCAAUAUUAUCGGCACCUACUCGGCGCCAAGCGGUGUGGCAGUCAAGGUGCACGCAAACAAGAAAGUCACGCCGCCUAAGAAAUCACCGGGCGCACAACAACACCAGCCUCAACCACAGGCGGCGCAUCAGCAGCCCAAAAACGGCCACUCGCCUAAUGCAUUGAGCGCUGGGAAAGGCAGUGCGCCACAGUCGAACAAAUCUCCCUCACCUGCGCAUCAACAGUCCUCAAAAUUGGCACCGAACGCUAGAUCCAGUGUCACACCACCGCCCAUUUCAUCACCGAACGCCAACGUUAACGCCAAGAUGAUGCACCCUCCACACCCUGGCAUGUCCUCCGCCAGCAUGCCAUCGCUGCCGAGUCUACCCGCCAUGUCAAAUCUACCGCCAACAGCGCUCCAAGUCGCCGCUAUGGCUGCAGGAUUGCCCGGCAUGCCAUCGCACCUAGGCGCUGACUUCAGUAAGCUCUUCAAGGAUAAUCUGCUGCGCGCACAGGCGCAAGCGGCGGCGGCCGCCUCACAGCCCGGUGGAAUGUUCUACCCCUAUGCAAAUGCGCAGCAGUUAAGUCACCACUACAGCUACCAGCAAGCGUUCAUGCUGGAGCAGCUGUCGCGCAUGCAGCGCGCCGAAGCGUUAAAUGAGUUCAUGCAGAAGUUGAAGAACGGCACGGCUGACAAGCCGUUGGAGAAUGUCGGCGCUGUAGGUAGCGGCAAAGCAGCGUCUGUUGCAGGCCCGAAAGCUACGCCAGGGUCAACAGUGGGUAGCAGCAGUGCGACUGCAAAGUCAACGAAUUCCGCCAGCGUCAAUGCCCCGCCUGCCGUUGGCAAUCAUAGCGCUAGCGCUGCCAGUGGUGCAAACGCGACGAGGGCCAAAUGAAAGUGAGUGUGUAGGUGAAGUUGGCUAUGAAAAAAAUGAUUAAAGCAGCGCUUAUGGAAUUCAAUUCCCAGCGUGUAGGCAUUGGCGCUGCCACAAACGCUAUCCAAAUUUGAAAUGGAAAAUUUUUUCUCUAUGAGUAUAUAAGUAUAUAUGUAUGUAAUUUUAAAAAUUAGUAAUUU
This is a messenger RNA of Rhagoletis zephyria (snowberry fruit fly), 7354 nucleotides long. It is a transcript of the gene Psc, whose product is annotated as Posterior sex combs. Gene Ontology annotation, molecular function: promoter-specific chromatin binding; metal ion binding. The record is from RefSeq and is a predicted model, not a curated record. NCBI's taxonomy places the organism in Eukaryota, Metazoa, Arthropoda, Insecta, Diptera, Tephritidae. Gene Ontology annotation, biological process: negative regulation of transcription by RNA polymerase II. Gene Ontology annotation, cellular component: PRC1 complex.